Molecule: messenger RNA, 723 nt
Organism: Myotis davidii
Lineage: Eukaryota; Metazoa; Chordata; Mammalia; Chiroptera; Vespertilionidae
Product: mitochondrial intermediate peptidase
Exons: 5
Coding region: 1-486 (161 amino acids)
Biological process (GO): peptide metabolic process
Cellular component (GO): mitochondrion
Molecular function (GO): metalloendopeptidase activity
Source: RefSeq, a predicted model, not a curated record
AUGCCCAAAAAUAUGGUGUCUCGUCUUUGUGAGUCUAAAAAGGUUUGUGCUGCAGCUGAUAUGCAACUUCAGGUCUUUUAUGCCAUUUUGGAUCAAAUUUACCAUGGGAAGCAUCCCCUGAGGCGGUCAACCACAGACAUUCUCAAGGAAACACAGGAGAAAUUUUAUGGUUUACCAUACGUUCCAAACACUGCCUGGCAGCUGCGAUUCAGUCACCUCGUGGGCUAUGGUGCCAAGUAUUACUCUUACCUGAUGUCCAGGGCAGUAGCUUCCAUGGUUUGGAAGGAAUGUUUCCUACAGGAUCCUUUUAACAGGUCGACAGGGGAGCGGUACCGAAGGGAGAUGCUGGCCCACGGUGGGGGCAGGGAGCCCAUGCUCAUGGUGCAAGGUAUGCUUCAGAAGUGCCCUUCUAUUGAUGACUUUGUAAGUGCCCUCGUCUCCGACUUGGAUCUUGACUUGGAAACUUUCCUCAUGGAUUCUGAAUAACAGAAACACCUUGAAUCUUUUAAGUCAAAGUCAUGUAGUUAUUAACUUUGUUGUAAAUGCUACAGCUGUUAACACUCGUUUCUGAUUUCAGUAUUCAUUUCUGUAAUAAUUUCUGAAAAACCGUAAACGGAUGGAACUUGGAAUAAAUAAGUGUUUUAAUUAAGCUAGCUUUUAGUCUGUUUGGCAGAUUUUUUAACAUAUGGAAAUCCACUCAGUGAGCUAGUAAACACUAGAACA